AUGGCUCCUAUCCGUGUUGGAAUCAUUGGCCUAACUACUGUCAUUCCCUCUGGCGAAGGCUACACCCCAGGCAGUUGGGGCCUUGCCCAUCUGGCCUGUCUCGCCAACUCUCCGCACUACAAGAUUGUGGCCCUGUGCAAUUCCACAGUUGAAAAGGCCCACAAGUCAAUUGAGCAUAACAAACUGGACCCUGUGACCAAAGCAUACGGCUCAGCCGAGGAAUUAGCCCAGGAUCCGGAUGUCGACCUCAUCAUCGUGUCCGUUCACGUCGACAAGCACUAUGCCCUCCUGAAACCGGCGCUCCAAAACAAGAAGAGUGUAUUUGUUGAGUUUCCUCUUACAGGCUCCUACAAGGAGGCCGAGGAAUUGGCAGAGCUUGCUAAACAGGCAGGUGUAAAGUCUGUUGUUGGCGCCCAAGCUCGUGCCAAUCCUGCACUCAAGAAAGUCAAGGAGUUGAUCAAGUCCGGAGCGAUAGGGGAUGUUGUUACCACCAGCUGGACAGGUCACUUGAUUCUUUCGACCUGGUCUGGAAUACCUGAAGCUCUGAAAGAUUUCGUGGAGUUGGACGGUGGACCCGGUCGAAUCAACAUUGGUCUAGGACAUGGUCUCGAUCCAUUUUUGGAUACACUCGGCGACUUCAAAGAUGUCCAGGCUAUCUUCAAAACAUACCAAAAGACCACUUCAUUGUUCAAUUCUACCGGCACGGUGAUUGAUCCUGCGUACAAAGCCACAGCGCCGGAGUAUAUCCUUGUCCAAGGUGUGCUAGAAAGUGGAGCCGUGGCAUCAAUCAAUGUACGCAGUACUCCAACUUCAGUCGACGAAGCCGGAUUCAGAUGGAUCAUCAGCGGCUCGGAGGGUGAAAUUGAAUUCACCAGUCCGGCUGGCGGCUAUAUCCAGGGAUCUGGGCCCAAUUGCAAGGUACUGCUCAGAAAAUGGAAGGGUGGGAUGGAAGAAGUUGAUUUGAGACGCGAUGAGCCGGCUCAUGUUACUAAUGUUCUUGAGUUUGGCAUCAACACGGCUCGUCUAUAUGAGGCGUUUGCUACCGGGGAUGAGGAUGGGUAUCCGUCGAUUGAGUCAGCUCGGAAAGUCCACCAUCUAAUUGAGAGAAUCAAGAAGGUUGCUGUAUGGGCACCCUAAAGGGAAUGCUUCAUAGUGAUGCAGAUAUUUGUGUGGAUUGUGCCUUGAACAAGUCGAACACAGAGUAAGAGCAUAUCCCGGCAUCCGGAACUGAUGUUGGGGACCUCAGAUCUCGUGAAAUAUUCACAUCUAUGUUGGUCUACCAUUGUUUAGAUCUUGAUGUAUCUAGGUUGCUACUAUCUGAUAAACAUACUAUGAACAAUCUCAA
Messenger RNA from Talaromyces stipitatus ATCC 10500, 1345 nucleotides. Its product is annotated as oxidoreductase, putative. The transcript is spliced from 2 exons. Bases 1 to 1137 code for a protein of 378 amino acids. Lineage: Eukaryota; Fungi; Ascomycota; Eurotiomycetes; Eurotiales; Trichocomaceae. Gene Ontology annotation, molecular function: nucleotide binding. The record is from RefSeq and is a predicted model, not a curated record.